AUGAUUGACAAUAAGAACGACAAAAACAAUUCUACUCCUGUUAUUGCUGCUAGUAACGGGAAACACAUUUCUACUUUUAUUUCUACCUCUAAUUCAUGUACAACAAAUGAAUCAGAAAAGACAGCGGCUGUAUCUCCAGUGCUGUCAAGUGUACAAAACAAUGAUGUGCUUAUUAGUAACACAGCAAAAGAGGUUAUAAGAGAAAAUGAAAAAAUUGAUGGAGAAGGGUUUGAAGAUUUCGACGAUGAUGAGGAAAAUGAAUAUGAAGACAAUCAUAGCAUUACAAGUUCUGCUUCUACAAACUCUUCUUCUUCAUUACCGUCUAUUAUAAUAGGAGACUAUUCCCAAAACUCUUCUACAGACAUAUCUAAAGGGAAGAAAAAAGCCAGCAUUAAUUACAAGAGUAAUAGUAAAAACAAACGCAAGAAUAAUAACGGCAACAAGACAAAUAACAACACUAGCUUUUAUAACCACAGUAACAAUAAACCAAAGAAAUAUAACACUACUAAUGAUUAUAACAAUAAGAUUUAUUUUAUGAAUAACAAUAACAGUUGUAAUAAUAAUAAUAAUAAUAAUAAUAAUAAUAAUAAUAAUAAUAAUAAUAAUAAUAAUAAUAAUAAUAAUACUAUAGCUCAUGGUGGCAUAAAUAGUAACACAAAUAUCUCCUCCAAAAACAUGUAUUAUUAUCGUUCUAAUAAUGGUUCUAAUAAUGGUUCUAAUAAUAACCAAUAUACACCAUACACUAUUGAUGACAUUGAUGGUGACACCAACUAUGAAAACCCUAGUACUUCAGUGAAGAGAAAGAAUGAGCAGAUACUAGAAGCUGAAAUAAAAAGGGUUGCAUUAGAUGAUUAUACACAUACCAGUUCUAUGGGUGCCGGUGCUAAUACCAGUAGUGCCAGAACAUCAAGUGUUUGCAGCGCUUCUACAAUAACUUCAGCAUCAACAUCAACGCCUGUAAAAGAUUAUGUUAUCUUAAGGGUAUUAUGUCAUGUAAAAGAAGCUGCUUUGAUUGUGGGAUCUCACGGAUCAACCAUUAAUAUUUUAAAACGUGAUACUAACACCAAAAUUAACGUUUCUGAUAAUAUUAAGGGGAUUCAGGAGAGAGUUGUUUAUAUACGAGGAAACUGCGAAAAUGUUGCCAAGUGUUUUGGUUUGUUGACAAGGAUUCUAAAUGCAGGAGGUGACACAAGUUCCAUACUUGGCAAAACAACAGGAGUUAAAAGUGACGAACAACAAAAGGAACAGGUGGGUGUGGAUCCAACUAUUUCAACUGCUGUUGAAAAUAAUAACAACAAUAACGAAGUUAAUUCCAAAUUAUGUACUUUGAACCUUUUGAUUUCACACCAAUUGAUGGGAUAUGUUAUUGGAAAACAAGGUACCAGAUUAAAACAAAUUGAAGAAUUAAGUGCUGCCAAAUUGAUUGCUAAUCCUAAUACGUUACCCCUAUCCAACGAUCGCCUUUUAACAGUGACUGGUGUCCCGGAUGCAAUCCAUAUUGCCACAUAUUAUAUAUCUGAGACAAUUUUCAAAUAUCAAGAGAAAAUUAAAGUGAAACACAUUUUAUAUACUCCUUUAAACGCAAAUAACGGUAAUAGCAAUGACUUUACUACUUCAACAAUUAAUUCCAAUAUACGUAGUAGUAGUGUGAUUUAUCUACCUCAAUAUGAACAGCAACAUAGUAAUAAUGUUAUGCACAAUGGCAAAACCAAACAACUGGGUUAUAAAAAUCAUCAAAGUGUUGAUGAUUUGAUGUUUUCACGUACCGUUUCAUCUAGUUCCUUGAUAGGAGGUAAAAAUCAUAGUUUUAUUCGCCACAAUCGCCACAAUCAUAGUAAUAGUAGUAGCAAUUCCAGCAUGAGCAGCAAUAGUAGUACUAGCAGCUAUAGUAAUGGAAGUUUAGUAACGGAUUAUUCAAAUAACAGUAUUAUUAACAACGGUAUUAACAACAAUACCAAUACUAAUAGUAACCAUCAUUAUAAUAGCAACAAUAGUUAUCAUUCAAUCGGAAUAAAUCCUGUCAAUAACACUAACCCAAACUCCUUUUCAAAAUAUGCAUUAAAUUAUACAUCUACUCCGAUAAGAACACAAAGUCAAAGUAGCAGCAAUAGUCAUUCUACUUUUACAUCUAGUAAUUCCGCCGCAAUUACUGCAACUACUAUUACUACAGCAAAUAAUAAUAAUAAUAAUAAUAGUAAAUUUGCCAAUUCUUAUAGAAAUAAUAAUAGUAGUAUUCAUGAAUUGGUUAACACUGCCACUAAAAACUAUAAUAACAAUAAUAGUAGCAAUAAUAACAAUACUACUACUACUGCUACCAAUAACAAUGAUAAUAAUAGAAACGAUACAUCUUCCAGAUUAAUUACUCCCGUCUCAACUGAUAAUAUUUACAUGAACAGUAAUAAUACAAGUAGUAUUAGCAGUAUUAUUUCACCAACUUCCUCUUCUUCUAAACACUACCAACACAAUUAUAAUAGCAACAACAACAACAACAACAACAGCAACAGCUACCAUUAUAAUUUUCAAACAAGCCAAGUAUAUAAUAACAACACUAGUAAUGGUUUAAAUGGUACUACUUCUAACAACAACCAUACUCACCAUCACAAAGCCAACAGUGGCUAUUAUCUUUCUUCUUCUAAUAAUCAUUAUUCACAAAAAUAUAACACUAGUAGUAAUUCUAACAACAGCACUAAUACAACCCAUAAUCAUGGGUCUAUAUUAUCUUUAUCCGACCAAUCGUCCACCAGUACUACCUCCUCUUCUCCAAUUUCUAUAUCCUCUACUUCAGCAGCAAUGCCACCGGCCCCAACAAGAUUAAAUUCGGCUGUGUCCACUGUUACUCCCACUAAUACCAAUAAUAGCAAUGCUGCUGCGACCAUAGCUGCCUCUGCUACUUUGUUAAAUCAGCAUGCCUCAGCAUCAACAUCAUCAUUGACAUCACUAAUAUCUCCACCUAACACCACUGCCUUACUGCCACCUACCUCUGCUCAAAUAGCAGCAGCAGCUGCGCUAAUGAAUCAAACUGCAUUGUUGUAUCAGCAACAACACCAGCCAUUUGGUGCAGCAACUGCUACUAAUUCAUCGGCAUCUACACUUAACGAUCCAAAUGAAGUUAUUCCACACAUUAAAUUAUCAUCUUUUACCACAACACCAAUGGGUAUAGUACACCAAAAUUGUUUUAUUAACAAUGACUAUGUAGGUAAUGUUAUUGGGAAGAAUGGGAAAAAUAUAAAAUACAUCAAAGAAUCUUCAGGUUCCGAGGUUAUCAUUGAUCAUGAGCCAGUUGAUGCGCAAAGGAAGUUUAUCAUUAUUGGAUCCCCUAUGAGUAAUCAAAUUGCCUUGGCCAUGAUCAAUAAUAAAAUAGAAUCCGAUAUUAGAAGGUCUGCAAAAGUGUAUGAUAACACCACAACUAUUACCACCACCACAACUGCCUCUGCAGAUACCACUGUUACAGAAAAUACUACGUAUACUACUAACACUUCCGGCACUGAACAUGAAGCUAUUAAUACAACAGCCAAUAUAGAUACCACUUGCUUAUCUAAAGAUGAACGAGUGACGGAUAUAUAA
Saccharomycodes ludwigii is the source of this 3564-nucleotide messenger RNA. It is a transcript of the gene PBP2, whose product is annotated as telomere maintenance protein PBP2. Gene Ontology annotation, biological process: regulation of RNA metabolic process; regulation of gene expression. Bases 1 to 3564 code for a protein of 1187 amino acids. Gene Ontology annotation, cellular component: cytoplasm; nucleus. Gene Ontology annotation, molecular function: mRNA binding. The transcript has a single exon. NCBI's taxonomy places the organism in Eukaryota, Fungi, Ascomycota, Saccharomycetes, Saccharomycodales, Saccharomycodaceae. The record is from RefSeq and is a predicted model, not a curated record.